AUGGCUCGAAAGUUCUUCGUCGGAGGAAAUUUCAAAAUGAAUGGCACGAUCAAGUCCAUCAAAGAAAUUGCUCACAAUCUCUCGACAGCGAAGCUCGAUCCCAACACUGAAGUCGUGGUCGCGCCACCUUCGCUGUACCUCCUCCUUGCCCGUGAGCAUCUGUCGGAGAACAUCGAAGUCGCAGCUCAAAAUGUCUUUGACAAGCCCAGCGGCGCCUUCACGGGAGAAAUCUCCGUGCCACAACUGAAAGACAGCAACAUCACAUGGACUCUGCUAGGCCAUUCGGAGCGCAGGACCAUUCUCCGUGAAGAGGACGAGUUCGUGGCGUGCAAGACGAAGGCGGCCCUCGACGGCGGCAUUGGCGUCAUCUUGUGCUGCGGUGAGAGUUUGGAAGAAAGAGAGAAGGGCGUCACCGUCGAUGUCGUCACGAGACAAUUAGACGCCGUCAACAAGUCCAUUGGCAAGGACGGCUGGAAGGACGUUGUCAUUGCGUACGAGCCCAUCUGGGCCAUUGGAACCGGCAAGGUUGCCACCACCGAGCAAGCUCAGGAGGUGCACGCCGCCAUCCGAAAGUGGUUGGCUGAUGCUGUCUCUGCUGAGGUUGCCGAGAGCACCAGAAUCAUCUACGGCGGCAGCGUCAAUGCAGGCAACUGCAGAGAACUCGCCAAGCAGCCUGACGUCGACGGCUUCCUUGUUGGCGGUGCCAGUCUUAAGCCCGAGUGUAGGUGUCUGCUGAAUCACAAAUGCAGAUGA
This is a messenger RNA of Exophiala spinifera, 753 nucleotides long. Its product is annotated as triosephosphate isomerase. Gene Ontology annotation, cellular component: cytosol. The record is from RefSeq and is a predicted model, not a curated record. The transcript is spliced from 3 exons. Gene Ontology annotation, biological process: gluconeogenesis; glycerol catabolic process; glycolytic process. Bases 1 to 753 code for a protein of 250 amino acids. Gene Ontology annotation, molecular function: triose-phosphate isomerase activity. Lineage: Eukaryota; Fungi; Ascomycota; Eurotiomycetes; Chaetothyriales; Herpotrichiellaceae.